Messenger RNA from Aspergillus chevalieri, 864 nucleotides. RefSeq names its product nucleoside-diphosphate-sugar epimerase family protein. The record is from RefSeq and is a predicted model, not a curated record. NCBI's taxonomy places the organism in Eukaryota, Fungi, Ascomycota, Eurotiomycetes, Eurotiales, Aspergillaceae. The coding region runs from base 1 to 864 and encodes 287 amino acids. The transcript is spliced from 3 exons.
AUGGCCGCAGUCCUCAUUACAGGCGCCACCGGGAAACAAGGCGGCUCCUUGAUCAAGAAUCUAGUCUCCCGUAAUUCGCCCUUUGAGAUCUUAGCUGUCACCCGAAACAAAGCGUCCGGCUCAGCACAACGCCUCUCCAGGCUAUCACCCAACAUCCGGCUCGUCGAAGGGAACUUGAACGAUCCAGCGGGUAUAUUCAAGAAUGCGCGCAGUUUGACCAAGAACCUGAUAUGGGGUGUAUUUAGUGUUCAGGUGGCAAUCGGCAACAGCGCCUCCGAAGAACCCCAAGGCAAAGCCCUAGUCGACGAAUCGCUCAAACAAGACGUCAAAUUCUUCAUAUAUAGCUCCGUCGACCGCGGAGCAAACUCCUUUGAGAAUCCCACCAAAGUUCCGCACUUUAUCAACAAGCAUAACAUCGAGCACUAUCUCGUCGAGAAGACCAAGAAUACGGAAGUGCAAUGGACAAUUCUCCGUCCCACCGCUUUCUAUGAGAACCUCGUCCCUGGAUUUUUUGGGAAAGUCUUCAUGACAUCCUUUGAUAUGGCGCUGAAGGGAAAGCCACUUCAACUGGUCGCGACUAGUGAUAUUGGAUAUUUUGCAGCAGACGCAUUUCUAAAGCCUGAGGCGAAGCAGGUAUUCGAGGCGAAUACUGGGCAGUCCGUUCCGCGGACAUUCCGGUUUCUUUGCUCUAUGUUUAUGGCUUCAAUGAAGGAUAUGGGGUAUAUGUUCAAGUGGUUCCAUGAUGAAGGAUAUAAGGCCAACAUCUCGGAGUUAAAGAAAGUGCAUCCUGGUUUAAAGGACUUUGCGGAAUGGCUGAAGACGGAGAGCGCUAGUUUAGACGUGGCAGUCUGUGAAGUGGUAUAG